AUGCAUCCCCGACAGCGCGCGAACCGGGAUGCGCCUGCCCUGGAGGCUAGACAUACUCGCUUGGAGAAGCUGGAUAUCAACUUUGCGCGAGAGGAAAACACCUUCCUCGUCGCGCCUGCCGGUCCUACCGGUGUAAACUGGUGGCCGUAUACGUGGGAGGGCGCCCAAGGCUUCGCCACUCCGACGACGGCUCAACCCGAACCCACGCCCGCCCAGACGCAGGACUCCAUUCCUACCUCCACCACCUCCUCUUCCGAUCCCUCUUCAACUUCUACCUCGGUCCCUACACCUGCAUCGAGUACGAGCUCAGCAACGUCCUUCCAAGGAUCCGUAAUCUCGGCGUCCUCGACUGCGAGCGGAACUUCUGCCGCGUCUGUUCGUGCUGUUAGCUCAACAUCUCCGUUCAAGCUGUAUUUGCUUGCCCCUAUCAUCGGUGGAGUUGGGCUAACCCUGCUCGCGAUAUGCAUCGUCUGCCGACGUCGGCGUCAUCGCCGACACAAGGACACGAUCUCCGCUCUCGAAGCAGGUCCGCGUUACGAGACUUACGAGUCGAAGCCGCUCUUUCCCCUGGACGGCAUGCAACAGGUCUCCCUCCUUCGACCUGAGGAUCCGCGCGGCGUUCAACGUGUACAUGCGAAUCAACGCCCUCCCAGCCAUCGGAGCAAACGUAGCAAGCGCUCUACUCGAAGACCCGCCCAGCCUGGUUUAGCCGCCGCUUCGCGCUCUUCACACACGCUCGGAGUUCCUGAGCUUUCCGAGCGCCCAGACUCCCCCAGUGUCUACAGUGUACCAUCGCGGGGCCCAUCGCGGGCCAUGACAGUGCUCUCCGCCCAUCCCAAGAACGCGGGCGCGGACGAGUCGUACGAUAGUCAUCGCCACAAGUCUAUCCGACGUGGACUGGUCGAGCGCAUUAACUCAGAGGGCCGUCGCGGAGCAGGUUAUCAAGCUGUCUCUGACGACGAGGAUGAAGAGGAGGAUGCGAUGCUAGCCUACUACGAAUCCGGGCGCUCUCCGUUGUCUGCCGUCACUGCGCGAUCGGGUCCCGGUUUCCGCAUCGUUCAAGAAGACCCACCGAGCCCGAGCGCGCUUCACUCUGAAGCUAGCAGCUCCUGGCUUGCUUGGACGCGCGGAUGGUCUGCUUCGAACCUCAACAUCGCGGAGCAAGCCCCGCCUGCUUCUGGACACAGCCACUUCACGCCCAAGCCAAUGCGCCGUCGCGACCGGACCAGCGGGAGCUCGAGCGGCGCGGUGACGCCCACUGCGCGCACUCCCACGCAUAGCCGCCCACCAUCACGCACCACAACACCUGCUCGUAGUCGCCCGGCGUCGCGCACCACAUCUCCCGCCCGCAAUGCACCUCCGCGCGUCCCAAUGCUGCCGGCGAGUCCCCCGCUUGUUAGCUCACCGCAGUUCAAUGCUGCGCUGACUUUCGGCGGGCCGGACCCGAGCGCUCAACCAACAACGUCGCCGCGGCGUAAGGCGCGCGCAACGUCCCCGUCAUCGCGGGAGACGGCGCGCGAACAUCAGUCUCGUCGUUCCACGCGCGACACGAAGCUGCCGUACCCUGGUGAUGUAGAAGGCGAGGACCGUCGGCGGGGGCGGGAGCAGCGAAAGAAGACAUCUCCUGAGCGUGAGCAUGCACUGGAUGAGGUCGAUGCUAUUGUUGCCAGGAGCAUCGUGCAGAAGCGCGUGGCUUCGGAGGAGUCUGAGCUCGCGGGGUGGACGAGCAUUCAGCAGAGGCUGGAGGCACUGGCUUGA
Messenger RNA from Peniophora sp. CBMAI 1063, 1758 nucleotides. NCBI's taxonomy places the organism in Eukaryota, Fungi, Basidiomycota, Agaricomycetes, Russulales, Peniophoraceae. The record is from the annotation of a GenBank genome assembly.